UAUGAGUUAUCUAUUUUUUGGUACACUCCCUUCUUCAGUGCCACCUGUCUUUGGUAUGAUAUCUAGUUUAUUUAGACACAACUCCAUGUUUAAAACAAAUGCAUGAUUAUGAAGACUGUGCUUUCGAGUAAACAUUUCAAUUAUUUCUAAUAGAUCAAAUACUAAAUAAAUGGAAAUCAUUCAUCCUAGUUGGCCUUCAAUGUGGCCUAGAAUGCUUACUGAUGGCAAGUCAAUAGUAAUUAUUUCUACUUAGACUCUAGGAUUUUGGACAUACACCCAUGCAUCAAGAUAGCUCAACACAUUAUACAUAGUAUUAUCUUAUUCUUAUACUGUUAGUAUGCGACCAUUAACAAAAAAAAUCAAGCAUUAUUUAUGGGAAUGUGAAGAGGAAAGAUUUGUUUAUAAGGCUUGUUUAAGAAAAUUAAUUAGUCUCAAAAGAACAGAUAGACAUACAAGUUGGGACACAGCAUCAGUUAGUAAUUUAAGUCUGGUGUGAU
This is a messenger RNA of Paramecium pentaurelia, 497 nucleotides long. NCBI's taxonomy places the organism in Eukaryota, Ciliophora, Oligohymenophorea, Peniculida, Parameciidae. The record is from the annotation of a GenBank genome assembly.